AUGCAUGUUCCCCCACCUGUGGCCCUCCCCUGUGCUCACUUUCUUCCCUCGGCCGCCGGCCAAGUUCAGAAUUUUGGAGAACCUUUCUUUAUGGUUAUUCGUGAGGAUGAGACCUUAUCUUCUAUUAAAGAACGUUUACAGAAAAAGCUUAAGGUCUCAGAUGAGGAUUUCUCCAAGUGGAAAUUUGUGUACAUAUCCCUUGGUUGCCCAGACUAUUUUGAAGAUUCUGACACUGUAGCCACGAGAUUUCAGAGAUACAUGUAUCGAGCUUGGGCGCAGUAUCUUGGACUGGAGCACCCAGACACAGCGCCAAGAAAGGCACAUAGUGCUAACCAGGACUGGUUGCUCAAGUUAUUGACGGAGCCUGAGAAGUUCAUGUACAGCGACAACAACAAAGUUCAUGUUGUCAGAAAACUAAAGUCCAUGUAUAUGGAAGUUGAUGAUUGUUAUAGUCGAUUGAAGGGUGUUUUCCUUGAGAAUGGAACCUCAGAGGAAUUCUCGCUUCUUCUUCCACAGCUCGCGAGAUCAAAGGGCAUUGUCGACAAAGCUAAGCUCAAGAGUGCAACUUCAGUCGAAGAUAUGCAUUAG
Messenger RNA from Triticum turgidum subsp. durum (durum wheat), 588 nucleotides. NCBI's taxonomy places the organism in Eukaryota, Viridiplantae, Streptophyta, Magnoliopsida, Poales, Poaceae. The record is from the annotation of a GenBank genome assembly.